Messenger RNA from Misgurnus anguillicaudatus (oriental weatherfish), 2270 nucleotides. It is a transcript of the gene dync1i1b, whose product is annotated as dynein cytoplasmic 1 intermediate chain 1b. Gene Ontology annotation, cellular component: cytoplasmic dynein complex. The record is from RefSeq and is a predicted model, not a curated record. Gene Ontology annotation, biological process: transport along microtubule. Gene Ontology annotation, molecular function: dynein heavy chain binding; dynein light chain binding. Lineage: Eukaryota; Metazoa; Chordata; Actinopteri; Cypriniformes; Cobitidae.
GUUGCUGGGAGGCGAUGAUGACGUAUCAGAAUCGGGCACUUCCGGCUUCGGGUGCUGAUGAGAUUGGAGAAGUGAACCGGUGAUGCUUUGUGUUUUCCUUUAGAUUUUAAUGCUUUUGUUUAGAUUUAUAGCCACCGAUUUCUGCAUUUACGCAAGACAAUAUAGGAGACAGUCCUGAGUCUGACUGGGUUCGAGAUAAACAGACUACGAUUAAAUCACAUUGAAGAUGUCUGACAGAAGUGACCUGAAAGCAGAGCUUGAGCGCAAAAAACAGCGCUUAGCCCAGAUUCGAGAGGAAAAGAAGAAAAAGGAGGAAGAGAGAAAAAAGAAAGAAUCCGAGAUGCUACAGAGAGCAGAGAAUGUGUCAGAAGACUCAGAUCUAGACAGAAAGAGACGAGAGACAGAAGCUUUGUUGCAGAGUAUUGGAAUUUCACCAGAACCACCUUUAGUGCAGCCGCUGCAGCUUUUAACAUGGGAUACCUGUUAUUUUCAUUAUUUAGUCCCAACCCCUAUGUCUCCCUCUUCGCUAUCAGUGAGUCCGCCCAGUGAAACUGGAAGUCAGGAGUCCAUAGAUGGAGGGACAGUGGAAAGGACAUUACAAUGGGAUACUGACCCUUCAGCUCUUCAGCUUCUUGCAGAUUCUAUGCAUGGGUGCAGGAUGCAAAGGCUUGGAGCAUCAAAAAUUGUUCAGAUUGACUUCAUGCCAAAAGAACUGGUGACAUACUCUAAAGAGACACAAACGCCUGUCGCACCUGAUCAGUCUGAAGAGGAAGAAGAUGAGGAACUAUCAGUGACCAAACCUGAGCCGGUGCCACAACAUCCAGAGGAGGAGAUCUCUCGGGAGACUGAGAAAGUUCAUCCCAGAGAACUGACCAGUGAGGAGAAAGAGCAGAUUACUCACUCAGAAGACUUCCUGUUUUUCUUUGAUCGAAGCAUCCGUGUAGUAGAGAGAGCCCUGGCUGAGGACACAGACAUUUUCUUUGACUACAGUGGGCGUGAUAUGGAGGACAAAGAAGGGGACAUGCAAGCUGGAUCAAACCUCUCCUUUAAUCGACAUUUCUAUGAUGAACAUUGGUCCAAACAUCGAGUUGUCACAUCCCUCGAUUGGUCACCACAGUAUCCUGAAUUGUUAGUGGCCUCAUACAACACUAAUGAGGAUGCACCUCAUGAGCCGGAUGGAGUUGUGCUCGUCUGGAACAUAAAAUUUAAAAGGACGACCCCAGAGUACAUAUUUCAUUGUCAGUCCUCUGUGAUGUCAGUGGGCUUUGCUCAGUUUCAUCCUAACCUGGUGAUAGGAGGGACCUACUCAGGGCAGAUAGCACUGUGGGACAAUCGAAGCCACAGAAGGACGCCAGUGCAAAGGUCACCACUGUCCGCUAGUGCACAUACUCAUCCCAUAUACUGUGUGAAUGUUGUCGGUACACAAAAUGCUAACAACCUGAUCACAGUAUCCACAGAUGGCAAGAUGUGUUCCUGGAGUCUGGACAUGCUGUCACAGCCUCAGGAGAGUAUGGAGCUGAUCUACAACAAGUCAAAGCCUGUAGCAGUCACCUGUAUGGCCUUCCCUGCAGGUGAUGUCAAUAACUUUGUGGUAGGAAGUGAGGAGGGCACAGUUUACACAGCAUCCCGCCAUGGAAGUAAGGCUGGUAUUGGUGAAAUGUAUGAUGGGCAUCAGGGUCCUGUGACUGGAAUCAGCUGCCAUAACGCUGUGGGUCCAGUCGACUUCUCCCAUCUCUUUGCCACUUCCUCUUUUGACUGGACGGUCAAACUGUGGUCGACCAAACAUAACAAGCCCCUCUAUUCCUUUGAAGACAACGCAGACUAUGUGUAUGAUGUGAUGUGGUCUCCUGUACAUCCAGCCGUCUUUGCUACAGUAGAUGGCAUGGGUCGCUUGGACCUUUGGAACCUCAACAACUACACAGAGGUGCCAUCUGCAAGUGUGACAGUGGAGGGGGGAUGUGCUCUAAACCGGGUCAGAUGGGCAUCAGGGGGCAGAGAGGUAGCAGUGGGUGAUUCAGAAGGCCGUGUUUGGAUCUAUGACGUAGGAGAGAAGUUAGCUGCGCCCCAUACAGAAGACUGGAGCAAAUUUGCCCAUACUCUUAUGGAGAUCCGGGCAAACCGAGAUGGAGAGGAGGAACGAAUUGUGGAACUGACUGCCUGAGAGCCACACACGCAUACCUUAACACAUACACGCACUCACGUUUACAUUCAGUGAGACAAGUAAAGAUAUGCCAGAACAGAUGCCAGAAAUAAACUGAAUCACACAUCCA